Talpa occidentalis (Iberian mole) is the source of this 5224-nucleotide messenger RNA. It is a transcript of the gene RASSF8, whose product is annotated as Ras association domain family member 8. NCBI's taxonomy places the organism in Eukaryota, Metazoa, Chordata, Mammalia, Eulipotyphla, Talpidae. Gene Ontology annotation, biological process: signal transduction. The transcript has 5 exons. The coding region runs from base 201 to 1460 and encodes 419 amino acids. The record is from RefSeq and is a predicted model, not a curated record.
GCAAAAUUUAUUCCGAAUUCCAGCUGAGAUGCCAACGUGCCUUUGCUUCCCGAGUCCUCAGUCCCAGUGAUGACCCGUCCACCACACAUACCAAAAGCCUGAUUGCUCAGAAAUUGCCUUCUCCGUGUUCCCAGAGCCAGAACAUGACCUGACACCCCGAUGACCACUCUCAGGGCCCUUGGGUGACUGGCUGGUACACCAUGGAACUUAAAGUAUGGGUGGAUGGAGUUCAGAGGAUUGUUUGUGGGGUCACCGAAGUCACAACUUGCCAGGAGGUUGUAAUAGCCCUAGCUCAAGCAAUAGGUCGAACUGGAAGGUAUACACUUAUAGAGAAAUGGAGAGAUACUGAAAGACACUUAGCACCUCAUGAAAAUCCCAUCAUAUCCUUAAACAAAUGGGGGCAGUAUGCUAGCGAUGUGCAGCUCAUUUUACGUCGAACAGGGCCAUCUCUCAGCGAGAGACCCACCUCAGACAGUGUGGCUCGAAUUCCUGAAAGAACUUUAUACCGGCAGAGUUUGCCCCCUUUAGCGAAACUGAGGCCCCAGAUUGACAAAUCAAUCAAAAGGAGAGAACCUAAGAGGAAAUCAUUGACAUUUACAGGAGGUGCCAAAGGGUUAAUGGACAUUUUUGGAAAAGGUAAAGAAACUGAAUUUAAGCAAAAGGUGCUGAAUAACUGCAAAACUACAGCAGAUGAGUUAAAGAGGCUAAUCCGUUUGCAGACAGAGAAGCUUCAAUCCAUUGAGAAAGAGCUGGAAUCAAAUGACAUAGAAAUACGAUUUUGGGAACAAAAAUACAGUUCUAACCUUGAAGAGGAAAUUGUCCGCCUGGAGCAAAAGAUCAAAAGAAAUGAUGUAGAAAUUGAGGAGGAAGAAUUUUGGGAAAAUGAAUUACAGAUUGAACAGGAAAAUGAAAAACAGCUGAAGGAUCAACUUCAAGAAAUAAGACAGAAAAUAACAGAAUGUGAGAGCAAAUUAAAGGACUACUUGGCCCAGAUCCAAACCAUGGAAAGCGGUCUUGAAGCAGAAAAGUUGCAACGGGAAGUGCAGGAGGCACAAGUCAAUGAAGAAGAGGUCAAAGGGAAGAUUGGCAAGGUCAAGGGGGAAAUCGACAUUCAAGGCCAGCAGAGCCUGCGGCUGGAAAAUGGCAUCAAAGCUGUGGAAAGGUCUCUGGGACAAGCCACCAAACGCUUGCAGGACAAAGAACAAGAACUGGAGCAGUUGACUAAAGAGCUGCGGCAAGUCAACCUCCAACAGUUUAUCCAGCAGACAGGGACAAAAGUGACCGUUUUGCCAGCGGAGCCCAUUGAAGUAGAGGCCUCACACGCAGACAUAGAAAGGGAGUCUCCAUUCCAGUCUGGGUCCCUGAAGCGGCCCGGCUCAUCUCGGCAGCUCCCCAGUAACCUCCGUGUUCUCCAGAACCCCUUCUCAUCUGGUUUUAACCCCGAAGGCAUAUAUGUAUGACGUAUCUGUCUUCAGGGGAGAGACCCAGAAUGGUUCCAGGGACAGUAAUGUUCCCUCUUUGACUAGUGCCAAUGAUGAACAAAGGAUCUAUUUCACAGGCCACAGUAUCUUUUUCUGUCCUAAAUUGCACACCACCCGGAGCCCUACCCUGUGCACUGAGGCUAAAGAACAAAGAAACUGUGUUUGCGCACAUCGACAGUGUUGACGCUUUUGUCCAGCAGCUGUAAUGCAAAGCCUUCAUUUAUGUCUGUAGCAUGUCGAGAGCACUCAGGAGAGCAGUCUAUCCUGUGUGUGCACACAAAUAAACCCGUGACUUCAGAGUGAAGAGAGAUAUGUGACUGGCUUAGUUUAAUUUAUUCCAUGUAAUCCAUUAAUGUGUGAAUGUUCAUGUGUUCUGUUUUUUAUUAACACUCAUCCUGUGAUGCAAGCACAUCACCUCAUGUGUGGUGACACAUGUUCCAGACUUCGUCCCCACGAUGCUGAUUUGCAACUGCACAGGUGUUGUAGGGUUCUCCCCCCCACCCCCACCCCCACCCACUGCCCGAAGAACCCACUUGCAUUUAUUUUGUGAACCUGUCCUCACCAUGACUGAUUUAGGUGACAUAAUUCAGGUUUUCUAUUUAAUUUAGAGUUUAAUCUUUUCUUUACAGUAUUUCCAGUAUAUGAAUGACCACAUACCAGAACAGAUACAUUUUUGUGAGGUAAACUAUACACUUAAAAUACUGGCAGUGCUUCAGACACUUUUGAACAAAACCAUAAUUCUUGAAUAUCUGUCCACACAGGCCUGGGGAUUUCCUGAUACAUUAUAUGUCUUAUUUCUGCCCUGCCUUAUCAUUUUACUCUCAUGACUCCUCAGAAUUAUCAGAGGAUACAUAAAUUAGAGAUAACCAAGGACCUGGUCCAUCUGCUUCAGGAAGGUGACGCUCAGCAACUCAGCUUAAAAUAACACACUUCCUAAGUGUGACCCGCCAGUAUGCACACCCACGGGUAAACUCUUGUCCAUUCAUCAGCCACUCUGUACAGUAUGGACUAUUACCAUUUCCCCAUUCACUUAGUGAAAGCAGAUUGGAGUUAGGUACUUUCCCAAGAAAAUAAAGUUCAGUUCAACGUAUGUUUUUAUUUUCAAACUUGACUUUCACAGUACAUUAACCUCCAUUUGUGUGUGUGUGUGUGUGUAUUAUUUAUCAAACCAAAAAUGAGUCAGUCUCCCUCCCAUCAGUAGUGGCUUUAAGACUCACUGGAGAGAUGUGGUCAGUUACCUCUUCACCAUUUUUACAUUCCCUCUGAUCAAACUUUGGUACAAUAUGAUUGAGACUUAUACUCUGAAAUUGAAAGUAGCUUAAUUCUGAGGAAAAUACAUUCUCUGUAUUAUUUACAUGCAACAAAGUUAAAAUGGAUUAGUAUAUUAAUGCCAUGGUAACAAUAAAAAGACAUGUUACAUCUUAUGCAUGAGGGCAUUUUUGAAUGUUUUAACACAUUUGACUUAUUUUUGGUUUAAUGAAUGCUGAGAAUGCUGCUAUAUUUAGAUUUCCAAUGAAAAAAUUUAAGAAUGGUUAUGAAAAUACAUAGGAGCUUCUAGAGAACUGAAAGUAAUAAUGCAGAGUUGCCUUUCCUAGUGCAGCUAAAUGGCUGACCUCAGCUAAAGAUAUUGUUUUCUUUGGGUUCUUGGAGUUAACAAGUUGACCUUGCCAUUAUACCAUUUUGUGAAUAACUUGAGAAAUUACCUAGAUAACCACAACAUACACGCUUUUGCUCUCAAUUUAUAAUAGUUAUUUCAUAUGUACAUACUAGAUUUAAAAUGAGGAAAAUUUACGUCAAAAUAAUUUGUAGAUUUUGUGACAAUGACUUAUGUAUGUCCAGUAUAUGCCUUAUUUUUAAAGGAUUCCAUCCUCUACUGAGUCAUUUUCUUACUGUUGUUCAGAGAAAUUGAGAUCUUAUUCACAAAGAAAAACAUUUUUAUAAAUUUAACAUAGUCCUAUUUAAAAAUCAAACUGUUGAACUGAAGGUAUAUUAAACUUUGCACUUGUAAAUUGCAAUGAUGCUUUGGUAUGUCAUAAAAAACACAAAGUCAGUAGCCAACUUAAUAGUGGUCAAGUACUAUCAGCAUUAACCUAGUGACUUCAGAGAGAGCCUGGCAGCGCCCUUCCCGCCAGCAGGAGCCUUGGUUUCCAAGCAGCAGCCCAGUAAACCUCUCUGACAGCUUCGCCCAAGUCCUCAAGCUGCCAGACCAUCUUCAUGGACCUCGUUACAGGUAGGGAGGGUGGGGGAUCUAAGUGUGAAUCUAGUGAAAACAUCGAGCAGCUGGCCUUUUUAGUCAGUCCUAUUCUGAAAGCACAUCUCUAAGAAAUAUUUUCUAAGUCUUUUUUUAAAACAAGAAAAACUCACUUCCCUAGAACAUCUUAAAGAUAGUCUCUUCCUGGUCAUUUUUAUCUUUUAUAAAUACAAAUGAAUUAGACUAAGUGCCACAUCUUUGGAUACAUUUCAGAGCAGGGAGUGGGAAAUGGUAUACAAAAAAUACCAAGUAUAAAAUUUUGCGUCUACAGGGACAAUUCAGGUUCUAAAUAUCAAAUUAGAUCACAAGCUUUUUUAAAAAAAACUAUUACACCAAAAGUUUUAUUGCAGUUUUCUAUAGGUAUUAAACACAUUGGAAAAUCAUUUGACAAGGCAUAGGUGCAUUUGUCCCUUGGAAUGUCUGUCAUCCUCAGAGAAUGGCCCCUUAGGGGCUGCCUUAGUCCUUCUGUUAUUCUUAUGAGAUAAUUUGGGUUUGUAGCAUUUGAGUGUUGUCUUGAUGCACUUGGUUGAUACAAAAGAGUUAUCCACUCAAGGCCAGCAGGCACCUCUGAUCUAAUCACCAAUUCCUGUAGUUCCAAUCAGUGAUAAACUUGAGCUAAAACAAAACUGAAACAGUGAAAAUGGAGAAAUUGUGGUGUGAAAUGGGAAUUUUAACCGUGUAUACAAAGAACAAAUUAGUCCUUGCUUCCAGAGCAUAAGUGAAAUUUGUUCCUGCAUUAAAAGAAAUUUUCUUUGUGAAUAAGAGCAAAAUGGUCUUUACAGAAGAGAGACUUCAUUUAAAGCCAUUUCUGUGAACAUCUUUCCAAGUUAGAGAAUGGAUUGAAGAAAUAAUAUGGAAAAGGCAGAAACUCUUGAUUUCAGGUGUGCAAAGGGCAUCAGCUGAGGGGCAGUUCCCUGCAUUGCCUUUGAACAAUUGGGCCUUAAUUUACAUGUAAAUAACAAUGCUGUGUUCAUAUCCCUCUUCUACCCAGAGUUGUAGUUGAUAAGUCUGUAUUGUGUUAAAGUUCAGCUCAUGGGUAUUACUUUAAUAUUACGUCCAUUUUUUAAGUUGCAUGUUUAUACUGUUUGCUACAGUAUUUUUUUUUUUUUUUAAGUUUGGGUGAAGGCCAUCAGCUGUGUGGAGAAGACAAAACAAUCACUAUUUAUUCUGUAUUGCUGCUUUACAUUCUCAGAACAAGCUUUCAAUGCCAGGACAGUGACUGCUUGAAAGCUGCAGGAGCUCUAUUCCAAUGCAUUUUAUAUAUUUUUAGAAACCAAAUAAAUGCAGAUAACUAUUUAGUAUACUAAUUAUAUUAAACCAGCAGAAAUAUAAAGGCAAUAAAAUAUAUACAUAUAUAUAUGGGGAGGGGAAAGAUUAAAAAUAGGUUUACAGCCAGACAUGGUGAUAGCCCUAAAUGUAUUUCUCAAUGUUUUUCUUUAUUGACCCUAGGAGGAUUUGAGUUGCUGCAGCUUUAAACAGAAAAUUGCCACCA